This is a messenger RNA of Penicillium odoratum, 1356 nucleotides long. Its product is annotated as putative cofactor for methionyl- and glutamyl-tRNA synthetases. The record is from RefSeq and is a predicted model, not a curated record. The transcript has a single exon. Gene Ontology annotation, cellular component: methionyl glutamyl tRNA synthetase complex. Gene Ontology annotation, molecular function: tRNA binding. Lineage: Eukaryota; Fungi; Ascomycota; Eurotiomycetes; Eurotiales; Aspergillaceae. Bases 1 to 1356 code for a protein of 451 amino acids.
AUGGCGACCGCAGCUGCUCCCGAGUCCUCCCUCUUGUCUCUCCUCUACCGCUCAUACCCUACCGCCAUCUCUCCCGAUGCUACCGAGCUCGAUUACCUCCAUGCCUCGCCCAAGAUUUUCCCCCAGGUGAACUUCAGCGAAGCUGAGGAGGCCGACAUCAAGCAGUGGCUUAACACCGUCUCUGGCUUGACCACUGCCACCGCCAGCAACGACAAGUCCGUCAUUGACAACAUCCUGGCUCAACUCAACACACACCUCGCCACCCGCACCACUCUGCUCGGUGCGAAGCCUUCGGUCGCUGACAUUGCUGUCUACGCUGUCGUUGCCCCCAUCGUCGAGAAGUGGUCAUCCGAGCAGCGCACAGGCGAAAAGGGAUACCACCACGUUGUUCGCCAUGUCGACUUUGUGCAGAACUCGCGCCUCUUUGCCCUGCAGAUUCCCGCCGAGGAGAAAGUCACUAUCGACGUGAACGACGUCAAGUUCGUGCCCAAGCCCGUUGACCCCAAGGAGGAGAAGGAGCGCAAGAAGAAGGAGAAGGCUGCUCAGCAGAACGCCGGCGCUGAAGCCGAGAAGCCCCUUGUCGUUGGCCAGGGUAAGCCCGAGAAGGCUGAGAAGGUUGCCAAGGCCGACGCUGCUCCCAGCGAUGGUGCUGCCGCUGCCGCCGCCGCCGGCCACAAGACUGGCAAGAAGGAGAAGAAGGAGAAGAAGGAAAAGGCCCCCAAGCCUGCACCAGCUGCUGCUGCCCCGCCAUCUCCCUCCAUUAUCGACCUGCGUGUCGGUCACAUCCUGCGCGCCAUUAACCACCCCAACGCCGACUCUCUCUUCGUUUCCACCAUCGACUGUGGUGACGCCCCUGGCUCCGAUAACACCUCCCUGGAUGAGGAGACCGGUAAGACUGUCCGGACAGUCUGCUCUGGUUUGAACGGUCUUAUUCCCCUGGAGGAGAUGCAAGGCCGCAAGAUUGUUGCCGUCUGCAACUUGAAGCCCGUCACCAUGCGUGGUAUCAAGUCUGCGGCCAUGGUUCUGGCUGCCUCCCCCCGUGUUGAGGAGGGUGGUGACUCCCACGCUGGCCCCGUCGAGCUUGUCACUCCCCCUGCCGACGCCCCGGCUGGUGAGCGCAUUACCUUCCAGGGCUGGUCCGAAGGCGAGCCCGAGAAGCAGCUCAACCCCAAGAAAAAGAUCUGGGAGACUUUCCAGCCUGGUUUCGGUACCAACGAUGACCUCGAGGUUAUCUUUGACAGCAACGCUGUCCCCACUGUUAAGGGCCAGGAAGGCAAGCCUGCCAUCGGUAAACUCGUUACCGCAUCGGGCGUUAUUUGCACUGUCAAGACCCUCAAGGGUGCUACCGUGCGGUAA